AUGCUAACAGACAAGACAUCGCGCACUGGGCGCGCCCUCUUACGCACCAGGCUCAUCGGCUUAUCCUGGACCUCCGCCAUCCUGACCUUGGUAUACGUAGCAGCUCAGCUCAUCCUGCUUGUGUUCGUAGCUGUCCGUAGCGCUGUCUCUAAAACAUCGUCCCGGACAGUACACGAAGUCUCCGCGGACUGGCUCAGUCUCCUCAUACCAGAAUUCGGCAAACAGUGCAACGACAUCACAGCAAUAUACGCGGUAAUCGUCAUUGCCGCACUCUUGCUCAUCAGGCCCGACAGGCUGUGGCCGAAGAGUUUCUGGGUGCUGCAGAUUGUCACGCUCUGCGCGCUGAGCCUCUGCAUGCACCUGGACCAGGAGACUUGGGCCGAUGGAAGCAACCAAGGUCUUCUAGUGGCUGGCUUGUUUGUCGCACGCACUUUUGUCACCGCGCUCGUGGUCAAUACGCCGGGCUGGGACGUCUCGUGUAUGGGCACGUAUGAGGACUGGUUUGUUCAUCCGUAUGUCGCUGAUAGUAUCCGCACUCAGAUAACUGGCACGGCUGUAGAUUCAAACCUACAAACACUGCGGAGGUACUUCAAUCAGCCAUACGACCGUACCAUGCGCAUACGCACUGUCCUCACUCGCCGGUCCUACAUCCAAGUCGCCGAGCAAUUUAUCCGUAUGAUGUAUCUUUAUCGCCACCUGGACUCGUCUAGCACGGCUGCAUACGAGCUGGUUAGACUUGUUGCAAUAGCCAUCGGGCUCCAAGCGUCGCAUUACACUUUUCUGCGGUAUGCGACACGCAAGGCGUUCAAGUAUGAUGCUAAAGAGGGCCGAAUAAUGGCAUGGUAUGAUCCCCCGCAGAUUAAGCGUCACCAAGGAAUUAUAAAGCUUCUUUCUGGUGAGGAGACGUCGCUGGGUCAUAAUGCUGACGACAUGGUACCGGAGAUGAAUGAGGCGGCUGAGUACAUGUCUGAGAAGGGAUAUGUUGAAGAGAAGAUCGGGUAUGACGCAGUAUAG
This is a messenger RNA of Parastagonospora nodorum SN15, 1014 nucleotides long. RefSeq lists its product as hypothetical. Lineage: Eukaryota; Fungi; Ascomycota; Dothideomycetes; Pleosporales; Phaeosphaeriaceae. The transcript has 2 exons. The record is from RefSeq and is a predicted model, not a curated record. The coding region runs from base 1 to 1014 and encodes 337 amino acids.